GAACUCGGAGGAGAUGGAUCGGUACCUGCUCCUUGCCAUCUGGGGCGAAGGCAAUGUCCCGUCAGCGGCGGGUGGGGAGGCAGACCACAGGCCAGGGUCGCCGUCCGCUGCGGGUACCGAGAAGCAGCCAGAUUUAGCAGCAAAUGUUUAUCACCUUCUGAAAAGAAGCAUUAGUGCUUCACUUAAUCCAGAAGAUAGUACUUUCCCUGCCUGUUCAGUGGGCGGUAUACCUGGUUCUAAGAAGUGGUUCUUUGCAGUGCAGGCUAUAUGUGGAUUUUAUCAGUUUUGUAGUUCGGACUGGCAGGAGAUACAUUUUGGUAUGGAAAAAGAUGAAAUCGAAGAUGUUCUUCAAGCAAAUAUCGAAGAAUAUUUGAGUAAUGUUGAGUGUUUUGAGGAAGAAGAUAGUAAUAGCAGGGAAUCAUUAUCCUUGGCUGAUCUAUAUGAAGAAUCUGCAGAAAAUUUGCAUCAGUUAUCAGACAGACUUCCUGCUCCUGGUAGAGCAAUGAUAGACAUAAUACUGUUGCUCUCUGACAAAGAUCCUCCUAAAUUAAAAGACUGUUUGCCUACUGUUGGAGCAUUAAAACAUUUAAAGGAAUGGUAUUCAGCAAAAAUUACUAUAGCAGGAAAUCAUAGUGAAAUGAAUUGUCAGAAAAUUGCAGAAUACCUUUCUUCUAAUGUUGUAGCUUUAGAAGAUCUUGGAAAUGCUAUUGACUCAAAGGAAUUAUGGAGAGGAAAGAUUCGGAUAUGGGAAAGAAAGUUCGGAUGUGAAAUUAGUUUUCCUGAAUUUUGUAUAAAGGGAACCAUGCCUAAGAGUUUUAGUACAACUAACUUAAAUACUUGCUCUCUUGACAAAGAGAUAAUACUCUCAAAGGAUAAGACUCUUCUGCCUAAGGUUUUCCAUUAUUAUGGCCCUGCUUUAGAAUUUGUGCAGAUGAUAAAGUUAUCAGAGCUACCCUCCUGCUACAUGUCAGACAUUGAAUUUGAGUUAGGACUAACCAAAAACAGUACUAAGAAGAAUUCCAUGUUACUGUUGGAGCAGAUUUCUUCUCUGUGUGACAAGCAGGUUGGUGCACUUUUUGUAUUGCCAUGUACCAUUAGUAACAUACUUAUUCCGCCUCCCAACCAACUCAGUUCAAGAAAAUGGAAGGAAUAUAUAGCUAAAAAGCCUAAGAUGAUCAGUGUUCCAGAUGUUGAAGUGAAAGGGGAGUAUUCUAGCUAUUAUCUCUUGAUACAAGGUAGUGACAGUAGAAAAUGCAAAGCCACACUGAUUCACUCAGCCAACCAGGUCAAUGGCUCAUUUGCACUCAGUUUAAUUCAUGGAAAGAUGAAGGCGAGGACAGAAGAAACCAAACUGAGCUUUCCUUUUGAUUUCAUGUCACUUCCACAUUUUUCUGGGGAGCAACUUAUACAGAGAGAGAAGCAGUUAGCUCAUGUUCAGACUUUGGCUUUGAAAGAAUGUCUGAAAAGGAGAAAGUUGGCAGAGCAGCCUGAAGUAUUGUCUGUCGGUGAACUCAAACAUCUAUUAACACUCACAAGGGAACACUUUUUAGAUCAUUUUGAUUCUGUUAUUCCUAAAACAAUGACAAGAAAAACAGACAAAAUUAAUACCUCCAAUCCAUUGAAUGAUACCUGUCCAGUGGAAGCUAUUUCUUCGAGUCUAAUGGAAAUCAAUCCUCUGGAAUGGCCAGAGAGGCAUGCUCUUCAAAAUUUGGAAACAUUUGAAAAAGCUAAACAAAAAAUAAGAGCUGGCUCAUUACCUCGUUCUUCUGAACAGUUGCUGGGGCACAAAGAGGGUGCACGGGACUCGAUCACAUUAUUGGACGCUAAAGAAUUGCUGAAAUUCUUUACCUCAGAUGGAUUACCAGUGGGAGAUCUUCAACCUUUACAGGUUCAAAAGGGGGAAAAGACUUUUGUUCUGACCCCAGAACUUAGCCCUCGGAAACUUCGAGUUUUACCUUUUGAAAAAGCCUCAGUGUGUCACUACCAUGGAAUUGAAUAUUGCUUAGAUGACCGAAAAUCUUUAGAAAGAGAUGGGGGAUUUUCUGAACUUCAGUCUCGUCUUAUUCGUUACGAAACCCAAACCACCUGCACCAGAGAGAGUUUUCCAGUGCCUACUAUGCUGAGCCCUCUUCCGUCUCCUGCAGUUUUGUCCGAGCCCGGAAGCGUCCCUGAUGGAGAAGCUUUACAGAGUGAACAUCUGACUGAAGCAUCCCGGUUGAAAAGGAGACCAAAAGAUCUGAAUUGUCUCUAUCCCCAAAAAAGACUUGUGAAGUCUGAGAGUUCAGAUUCUCUCCUUUCUCAGAUGAGUGGCAGUACAGAUCAUCACCACCGUGCAGUGACAUCCAAAAAGCCCCGGGGAGAGAGAUCAUUGUCUCUGACUGGGCCAUCAGUCCCAGUUCAUAGCUAUGAAACUUCCAAAGUCACUCCAAAGGCCAGUUUGGGUCAAAAACGCACGCAUGAAUCAAAAACACCAAGGCAAAUUAAGGAAUCAAGAUCACAGAAACAUACACGGAUGCUGAAAGAAGUGGUCACUAAAACCCUGAGGAAACACAGAAUGACUGAGGCCCAUGAAUGUUUCACUGCCUGCAGCGAGCGUCUCUUUGAGAUCUCCAAGUACUAUCUAAAGGAUCUUAAAACUUCAAGGGGUCUAUUUGAAGAAAUGAAGAAAACCGCAAACAAAAAUGCUCUACAGGUGAUUGAGUGGGUUUUAGAAAAGACAAGCAAGAAAUAACACAGAAUCAUUCUCUUUGGACAAUUGUUAAUUGGGC
Pteronotus mesoamericanus is the source of this 2768-nucleotide messenger RNA. RefSeq names its product MDM2 binding protein (gene MTBP). The coding region runs from base 14 to 2731 and encodes 905 amino acids. The transcript is spliced from 22 exons. Gene Ontology annotation, biological process: regulation of protein ubiquitination; protein localization to kinetochore; traversing start control point of mitotic cell cycle. The record is from RefSeq and is a predicted model, not a curated record. Gene Ontology annotation, cellular component: kinetochore. Lineage: Eukaryota; Metazoa; Chordata; Mammalia; Chiroptera; Mormoopidae.